UUGUCCAAUGAUCAUUAUAAAUAGUGGACAAUAGUAUUCAGAUGUCACAAACAAAAACAAAAAAACUUUUUGUUGUACCAAGGAUGAAAACCAAGUAUUUUAUCUUAUCAUGCUUCUAUGCAUUGCUUCUGAUAUCUGUUGUGGCAAUUGAUCAUUCUAAAGUUGGAAAAACAGAAGAAUCAAAGACAAAUAUUCGGAUAGAUUGCUAUGCAUACUGGCCAAGUAGAGGUGCAAUUUGGAAAGGCAUGGAAAAGGGGGGAAAUGGUUGGUGUGGCAGUGGAAAGAUGGACGCCCCUACGUGGAGGGACAACCAACAUUGGGGCACAGAAUGGCGGAAUGGCGGUGGAAAGAAUCGCGGUACAAAAGGGCGUGGUGUGGGAUACGUGCAACCUAUUCCCAGUACGGGAAAAGGAGCCAGUGGUGGAGUAGUCUUACCCAUUCCUGGCAGUGGAAAGGAGGGCGGCAAUUGAAUCAAAUAAUAAUGAGAUUUAUGUUAUAUACGGACGUGGAUCUCAUGCAGUCAAAACAUGUUGCAGUCAUGUAGUCACUGCAUGUGAACCCUUAAUUUCAUUUUGAUCAAAUAAAUAAUAUAGUGUAAUAAAUUUGAAAGGCUGAGAUUAACCUGCAGUCAAAUAGUGAUCGCAGGGAAUCCAUUUCCAUUAUAUACAUUAGACAUAAUUAAUGUAUUUCUCUUAUCAAAAUAAUCAUUGUUCUCGAACUUUGUAAGAUCCUAAAAUUUUCUUCUAGUGAAUAUACAAAUAUUUUAUUUUA
Molecule: messenger RNA, 771 nt
Organism: Trifolium pratense (red clover)
Lineage: Eukaryota; Viridiplantae; Streptophyta; Magnoliopsida; Fabales; Fabaceae
Exons: 2
Coding region: 42-470 (142 amino acids)
Source: RefSeq, a predicted model, not a curated record